Molecule: messenger RNA, 3687 nt
Organism: Lactuca sativa (garden lettuce)
Lineage: Eukaryota; Viridiplantae; Streptophyta; Magnoliopsida; Asterales; Asteraceae
Product: kinesin-like protein KIN-7D, mitochondrial
Biological process (GO): microtubule-based movement
Molecular function (GO): microtubule binding; ATP binding; microtubule motor activity
Source: RefSeq, a predicted model, not a curated record
CCCUCCCACUCUCUCUCUCUCUCUCUCUCUCUCUCUGCUCGCGUUUUGUCGUAAACCAGAAGAAACACACACACACACCCCAUUUCCUACCACACAGUUUCUCUCUCUGUACGUAUAUGAAAGUAUAUAGACAUACACCCUGACUUUCUCUCUCUAGAGGAGCUUCUCGAUCAGAUAUAUAUACAAUACUGUGAUUUUCUCUCUCUAGAGGAGCUUCGAAUCACUCACCGACUGAACCAAUGUUGGUUUUAGGUUCUACUAACCAAGGAACAUGGGGGAACUCUGACAUAUUCAAUGUUUUUAAUUGAGUUAUUAUUGGUUGAUUUUGUCCGGUUGUUGAAUCUGUGAGUUAAAUCGGUCAAUGGCAGCUUCCUCUUCAAGAGGACGAAGCAGUUCACCAUUUCCCAACCAGAAGCCUUCAAGUCCGUUUUCAUCAUCUUCAUCGUCUUCAUCUUUCAAGCAGACAGUACAUCGUUCAUCAUCCUCCGCUACAACUUUCUACGGAGGCGGCUCAGGGAACGGUUACGGUUCAAGAUCUGAUACUCUUGGUCGGACUACAUCUGAAUCGAUGUACUCUCGAGGUGCUUACGACGCGCCUUCGCCUGUAGAUUAUCCGUCUGCCGAUGAGUUGAUAGAUGAGCCGAUUGAUGAAUUCUCCAGACCGGCAGGAGGUGACAGCAUUUCCGUCACGAUUCGGUUUAGGCCUUUGAGUGAAAGAGAGUAUCAGAGAGGAGAUGAGAUUGCGUGGUACGCCGACGGAGAUAAACUUGUGCGCAAUGAGUACAAUCCGGCCACUUCAUAUGCGUUUGAUAGAGUGUUUGGAUCCUUUGCGGAGACUCAUGAAGUGUAUGAAGUAGCUGCUGGACCUGUUAUAAAGGCUGCUAUGGACGGCAUAAAUGGAACUGUAUUUGCAUAUGGUGUAACAAGCAGUGGGAAGACACAUACUAUGCAUGGUGAUCAUAAUUCUCCAGGAAUAAUACCUUUGGCAAUAAAGGACGUUUUCAGCAUUAUACAGGAUACGCCAGGAAGGGAGUUCUUAUUGCGAGUGUCCUACAUUGAGAUAUAUAAUGAGGUGAUCAAUGAUCUACUUGAUCCAACAGGACAAAAUCUGCGUGUUCGAGAAGAUUCACAGGGUACAUAUGUUGAGGGUAUAAAGGAAGAGGUGGUUUUGUCUCCUGGACAUGCCCUUUCUUUCAUUGCUGCUGGUGAAGAGCACAGGCACAUUGGUUCAAAUAAUUUUAAUCUUCUUAGCAGCCGUAGUCACACAAUAUUUACCCUGAUGAUUGAAAGUAGUGCUCAUGGUGAUGAAUAUGAUGGAGUCAUAUUUUCUCAACUUAAUUUAAUCGAUCUAGCGGGAUCAGAGAGCUCAAAAACUGAAACAACAGGACUGAGAAGGAAAGAAGGAUCUUACAUAAACAAAAGUCUUCUAACCCUUGGAACUGUAAUUGGAAAACUUAGUGAGGGAAAGGCAUCUCAUGUUCCUUACAGAGAUUCAAAACUUACUCGCAUUCUACAGUCUUCAUUGAGUGGCCAUGGCCAUGUUUCACUUAUUUGUACUAUAACUCCAGCAUCUAGUAGCAUGGAGGAGACUCACAAUACAUUAAAAUUUGCAAGCAGGGCAAAACGUAUUGAAAUCUAUGCCUCUCGCAAUAAGAUUAUUGAUGAAAAAUCUUUGAUUAAGAAGUACCAAAGAGAGAUAUCAGCUCUUAAGCUAGAGCUUGAUCAAUUUCGUAGAGGGAUGCUUGUAGGAGGUGUCAAUCCAGAAGAGAUAAUGACAUUAAAACAGAAGUUGGAAGAAGGACAAGUGAAAAUGCAAUCACGAUUAGAAGAAGAGGAAGAAGCCAAAGCUGCUCUCAUGAGCCGAAUUCAGAGGCUCACAAAGCUAAUACUUGUUUCCUCAAAACAUACAAUUCCUGGGUUGACCGAUGCAUCUGGUCAACAGAGUCUUUCUGUUAAUGAUGAUGAUAAUGGUUCUCUACUCUUGAACAGUGACUUAAUUUCUGGUGAUUCUAUCACCGAGUCAACUCAACCGGGUGAAGUCAUUAGUCGUUCUGCCAGUGGUAUAAAGCUGCUAACAGGUGGACUUUCAAUAGAUGAAAUGGACCUUCUAGUUGAAAGAGUGAAAAUGCUUGCAGGAGAGAUUGCCUUCAAUUCAAGUACCAUGAAACGUUUAGUAGAACAAUCUGCAAAUGAUCCUGAGAGCUCAAAAACCCAAAUAGAGGACCUGGAGCGUGAAAUAGAAGAAAAAAGAAGGCAAAUGAGGGCUUUGGAAAGACAGAUUGUUGAAAGCAAUGAAGCUUCAAUUUCUAAUACAUCAUUGACUGAUAUGCAACAGACAAUGAUGAAGUUAAUGACACAGUGUGAUGAAAAGGGUUUUGAGCUAGAGAUCAUGUCAGCAGACAACCGCAUCCUCCAGGAAGAAUUGCAAAACAGGUGUACUGAAGUUAAAGAACUGCAAGAAAGAAUCAUGUUGCUUGAACAGCAGCUCCUUACAUCUUCAGAACAUCCAAGAUCCAAAGAUUACAUCGAUGAGCUAAGAACACAAAUCAAGAUUCAGGAGGUAGAAAAUGAAAAAUUAAAGCUGGAACAAAUUCACAUUCUAGAGGAGAACAGCGGAUUAUGUGUACAGAAUCAGAAACUUUCAGAAGAAGCUUCAUAUGCUAAGGAAUUAGCUUCAGCUGCUGCGGUUGAACUCAAGAAUCUAGCCGGUGAAAUUACCAAACUGUCCCUAGAAAAUGCAAAACUUGAAAAGGAGUUAAUGUCUGCUUGCGAGUUGGGAAAUUCAAAAUCUAGAAAGUAUGAUGCUAAAAAUGGUCGGAAAGGGCGAUCUUCCAGCCGAGUCAAAGAUGAUUUUGACUCAUGGAAUCUUGACCCUGAAGAUUUAAAAAUGGAGUUACAAGCAAGGAAGCAAAGGGAAGCGAGACUUGAGGCUGCUUUGUCUGAGAAGGAAGUUAUAGAAGAGGAAUAUAGGAAAAAAGCUGAGGAAAUGAAGAAGAAAGAAGCGGCUUUGGAGAAUGAUUUGGCUAAUAUGUGGGUUCUUGUUGCUCAGUUGAAGAAAGAGGCGAAAGGCGUAACAGUUAAUGAAUCGAAUAGUAAUGGAACUGAGAGGGGUGAAACUGUAAAUUUCCGGAAAAUAGAAAAUGGUGGUGGUCGUGAUAAUAUAGUUGUUAAAGAGAGACAAGUUUUGGAUGGUUCAGAAAAAGCGCAUGAUGUGGCGAAAGAAGAACCCCUUGUUGCUCGCUUGAAGGCUCGAAUGCAAGAGAUGAAGGAGAAGGAGAAAGAGGUGAGUUACAACAAUGGAAAUGGGGGAGAUGCAAAUUCUCAUGUAUGUAAAGUAUGCUUUGAGUCACCAACAACAACAAUGCUUCUUCCUUGCAGACAUUUUAGUUUGUGUAAAUCUUGUUCACUUGCCUGUUCCGAAUGUCCAAUCUGCCGAACCAAAAUUGCAGAUAGAAUUUUUGCUUUCACUUCUUGAUAUUUGCACUUUGCCUCCCUCAAAAUGAAGGAGUUUUUUUUUUCAUGGAGGAAUGAGGAUAAAUCCCCUUUGUGGGUGUCAUUAAACUGUGUAUGUAAAAACUGUUGAAAAAAGGUAUAGUCAUGUUUUGUUUUGUGUAUGUAUUUAAUAUUUAUAAUUCCAAACUCCUGUAAUUUUAAACGUUAGUACAAUAGAAAAGACCAAUUCAUCUA